CUUUUUUUUUACCGCCUGUCGCCGUUGCUGACUUUUGUCUGGAAACAACAAUCAUGGUCGUCGCUCACAAUCUUGGAUUCCCGCGCAUCGGCGCCAACCGCGAGCUCAAGAAGGCACAGGAAUCAUUCUGGGCCGGCACCAUCUCCGAGGCUGAGCUGAUUGAGGUCGGCCGCGAGCUCCGCGCCAAGCACUGGGCCCUCCAGAAGAACGCUGGCAUUGCGUUCGCGCCCGUUGGCGAUUUUGCCUUUUACGAUCACGUUCUGAACGUCACUGCUCUUGUGGGUGCCGUUCCUCCUCGCCAUGCCAACGCCUCUGGCAGCACUGCCGACCUCAAGACUUACUUUUCGAUGGCUCGAGGCGACGCUGGCGUGCCUGCACAGGACAUGACCAAGUGGUUUGACACCAACUACCACUACAUUGUGCCCGAGUUUGCUGACACGACCAAGUUUGCCAUCGCGGACGAGUCGCUGUUUGCCCAGGUCUCUGAAGCUCUUGCUGCAGGCCUGCGCCCCAAGCCCGUGCUUGUUGGUCCCUUCACCUACCUGUAUCUUGGCAAGGAAAAGUCGGCUGGCUUUGCUCGUCUUUCGCUGCUGCCGGCUCUUCUCGAGGUCUACGCCGCCAUCUUGGACCGCCUGACGUUGCUCGGUGUCGAGUGGGUUCAGCUGGACGAGCCGGCGCUCGCGCUUGACCUGACUGCUGACAAGCUCGAGCUCUUCGCUUCCGCGUAUGCUCGCCUUGCCAAGCACGGCCCCAAGAAGCUCCUUGCAACCUACUUUGGCGAUGUCUCCGACCACGCCGCCCUGCUCAAGUCGCUGCCCGUCGACGGUAUCCACAUUGACGUUGUCCGAGCGCCUGCCCAGCUGGACAGCUUCCUGGUCGACCUCCCGAGCACCAAGGUGCUCUCUGUCGGCGUUGUUGACGGCCGCAACAUCUGGCGCAAUGACAUCCGCGCCUCUGUCGCUCUGCUCCAGAAGGCAAGCUCGAGCUUGGGUGAGCGACUCUGGGUCGCGCCCAGCUGCUCGCUCCUGCACACCCCCGUGGACUUGGCCAACGAGACCAAGCUCGAUGCCGAGUUCCGCUCGUGGCUGGCCUUCUCCACCCAGAAGCUCGCCGAGGUGUCUGCCAUCGCCACGGCCUUGACCUCGGGCGAGGCUGCCGUCGCCUCCCAGCUCGCCGAGUCCGAUGCUGCCGUUGCCUCUCGCAAGAGCUCUGUCCGCGUCAACAACCCGGAAGUCCGCGCUCGCAUUGCCCAGCUCCCUGCGAACAGCGAUGCUCGCCAGUCGCCCUACCCCGUCCGCGCCAAGGCUCAAGCCGCCCGCCUCCAGCUCCCGCGCUUCCCCACCACCACGAUCGGCUCCUUCCCUCAAACGGCGGAAAUCCGCAAGGCCCGUGCUGACUUUAAGAAGGGUACCAUUCCCGAGGCCUUGUACGUCGAAAAGAUGAAGGCCGAAAUUUCGCUCGUGGUCGAGCGCCAGGAGGCCUACGGCAUCGAUGUUUUCGUCCACGGCGAGGCCGAGCGCAACGACAUGGUCGAGUACUUUGGCGAGCAGCUGGCUGGCUUUGCCUUCACCGAGAACGGCUGGGUCCAGAGCUACGGCUCUCGCUGCGUCAAGCCGCCAGUCAUUUUCGGCGACGUCUCCCGCCCCAAGCCCAUGACGGUGGACUGGACGACCUACGCCCAAAGCUUGACCAAGAAGCCGAUGAAGGGCAUGCUCACUGGUCCUGUGACGGUGCUUCAGUGGUCGUUUGUGCGCGUGGACAUUCCCCGCUCCGAGACCUGCCUGCAACUCGCCGUCGCCUUGCGCGACGAGGUUGCUGACUUGGAGAAGGCUGGCAUUGCCGUCAUCCAGAUUGACGAGCCUGCCAUUCGUGAGGGCCUGCCGCUGCGCCGCAAGGACUACGACGCCUACCUCGAGUGGGCGACGCGCUGCUUCCGAGUGAACGCCUCGCCCGUUCGCGACGACACGCAAAUCCACACCCACAUGUGCUACUCCGAGUUCAAUGACAUUCUGCCCGCGAUCGCCGCGAUGGACGCCGAUGUCAUCACCAUCGAGACCUCGCGAUCCGACAUGGAGCUGCUCACCGGCUUUGGCACCUUUGCCUACCCCAACGACAUUGGCCCGGGCGUCUAUGACAUUCACUCGCCCCGGCUGCCCAACCUUGCCGAAAUGCUCCAGCUCCUCGAGAAGGCCGUCGCCGUCAUCCCCGCCGAGCGCCUCUGGGUCAACCCGGAUUGCGGCCUGAAGACCCGCAAGUGGCCCGAGACCGAGAAUGCUCUCACGACCAUGGUUGCCGCUGCGCGAGAGCUGCGCGUCAAGUACCCUGCCGCCUAAGCCUGGGGCUGUUUUGUGCAUGACCUGUGUGAUGUGUGUGUGUGUGUGUGUGUGUGUGUGUGUGUGUGUGUGU
This is a messenger RNA of Capsaspora owczarzaki ATCC 30864, 2406 nucleotides long. Its product is annotated as 5-methyltetrahydropteroyltriglutamate-homocysteine methyltransferase. Bases 54 to 2333 code for a protein of 759 amino acids. NCBI's taxonomy places the organism in Eukaryota, Filasterea, Ministeriida, Capsasporidae. Gene Ontology annotation, molecular function: 5-methyltetrahydropteroyltriglutamate-homocysteine S-methyltransferase activity; zinc ion binding. The transcript has 2 exons. The record is from RefSeq and is a predicted model, not a curated record.